Molecule: messenger RNA, 3226 nt
Organism: Cololabis saira (Pacific saury)
Lineage: Eukaryota; Metazoa; Chordata; Actinopteri; Beloniformes; Belonidae
Product: sterile alpha motif domain-containing protein 9-like
Exons: 5
Coding region: 41-3226 (1061 amino acids)
Biological process (GO): regulation of apoptotic process
Cellular component (GO): cytoplasm
Source: RefSeq, a predicted model, not a curated record
UUGACAUCAGGUUGACGUGUGGGAAGACUCUCAGUCUCAAAUGGCAAACGUACCGGUCCUGUCCACGGCUCAAGGUGGGCAAAGAGAUGUGGGCAGGGAAUUCAGAGACUCCCUCCCUCUCCUAGAUGUUCUCCAUGCAGAUCAGUUUGAAGGAGACAACUUUAACCCAGAACUCAUUGAGAAGACAGAGGAAGACUUUUACAGAGGCGCCCCUCCCAGCUGGUUAAACUUUCACAUUAGUGAGCAGGCGACAUUAGACGGCACGGGAACUCUCUUUGUUAAACGAGACGGAUAUGAAACACUUAAGAAACAAAUUCAGGAAAAAAGAAAGCUCCCUGGUAUAUCAACUGUUAAACUGUUCCACCAGUCAGGAUGUGGGGGCACCACGAUGGCCAUGCAGGUGCUGUGGGACUUGAGGAAAACCUUUCGCUGUGCUGCUUUAACAGGCUCUACCUCAGAUAUCACAGAAGUUGCGAAGGAGGUUAUCGAGCUUUUCACGGCAGGUAAUCGAGGACACCAGAACACCGUGCUGCUGUUACUAAAUGAUGAGCAGAUCCUAGAUAAUCUCCAAAGCAGCAUUAUUAGAAUGAUUGCUGAAAAGAAUAUGGUUACCAAAAGGCCUGUGGUGAUUUUUCUCAACUGUGUGAGAAAGGAAUCUGUUUUAAAGAGUAACUACGUUGUUUUACAGAGAGAACUGUCAGAUGCAGAAAAGCAGAGAUUCAGUGAGAAGAAGAAUGAGCUUGUCAAAAAGUACGGCAAUAAAACCAAGCAAUUCCACGGCUUUAAGAUAAUCCAAACUAAUUUCUCUCUAACCUACAUUAAGGAAGCAUGCACAGUAUUCAAAUCGGUCCAAAAAGCAAAAAGACCACUGAAGGCCCAGCUUGCGGCAUUCCUGUCCCUGCUGAAUGCAUAUGUACCAGGUUCAUACCUUCUGGAGUCUCAGUGCCUGGCCUUCCUCAGAAUCGGGGGCUCAAUCAAUGGAGACCUCGCGGUGGAAGAACUAAUGCAGCCCUUCAGUCAUCUCAUCAUCUCCUUCCAACAAGACGUAACAGCUGAGCGAAAAGUCCGCAUGGCCCAUCCCAUGAUAGCAAAGCGUUGUACUGAACUGAUGGCUGCAGGAGGCGUGACCAGAAGUGACACAGCGAGAAAUCUCCUGAAUAGUUUUUACAGCAAUGAUGAAGACACAGAUGAGUUCCCUCAGUAUUUACUUAGUUUUGUCAAAGACAUGCUAACCAGAAGAGAAACAAAAACAGAGGAGAAUCCAGUUGGUGGUUCAGACAGUAAAGAGGACAAAGAACGGUUUUCUAGACUCGUUCUCGAUAUUCAAAAGGAAGAGGGACGUACCCAGAGUGCAUCAGUUUUGGAGGUGGCAACAAAGAAAUUUCAUGGAAAUCCUUUUUUUCCACAGGCUCUUGCUCGUUUCUGCUGUAUAGAAAUAAAAGACUACAAGCAGGCCGAAAUCUGGGCAGAGACAGCAAAGCAAAGAGACCCCCAAAAUUCAUUUAUAGCUGAUACACUGGGUCAAGUCCAUAAAAACCACCUGAAGAGCAAAGGGGGUCCAGCCAGUCAGAGAGAGAUUCUGGAACUGGCUAAAAGGGCCAUUGAAGCUUUUAAGCAUGAAGAAGAACUGGCUGAAAAUGAACAAGGGAUGGACAUGAAGGAUUAUGGCUUCACUAAAGUUUCAACAGUUUUUAAUGUCAGUGGUCAGUUGGGUUUCUUGCAGGUCUGCAAUAUUCUGUAUGACCGUCUUGUCCGUCAAAACGAAACCUGGAAAAGUGUUCUGACAAAGAGGGUGUCCUUGAAAUCUGCCCUGGAAAAUCUCGGAGACACAAAACUAUACAAUUUCAAUGAUCUUAUAAACAGCCUCAGAGGAGAAGUUCAGAAAAAAUUUGACUUCUUUGAUAAAUAUCUGACGUACUCAAAGCUCAGCAUCGAGAAAAAUGAUCCCAACUACAUUUCAAGAGAUGCCUCAGAGUGCCACAGGAAGUAUGUUGGAGAUUUACCACCCAGAGAUACAUUGCAAAAUAUUGAUCAACUUAUGGAGAUACUUCAACAAAAACAGGCUGCUGGAGUUCUUGCAUGUUUUGACAGAGGAAACACCAAAUCAGAGAUUCAAGAGAUAACUUCAAUGUGGAGAAAAAUGUGCUCAAGCACAAAUCAAGGAACAGCAGUGGUCAACUACAUUCUUGCUCAUAUCAUGUCAGUGAAUACAGGAGUGACCCCUCCCUGUAAACGCAAACCUUUCACUGCGUUUAGACAAAUAAUGCCCCUGAAUAUUCAAGAUCCACCUGAAGAGCACAUGCUGGCACUCCUCUUGUGUUGGCCUUCAGCCAGUGAGGAUGAACUUGAACUUGAUCAAUUAAUCCAGCGCAUGCGCCUUUCUUACGAGAUUGCAUAUAAGAAGUACUUUCGAUCAAGAUACCUCCGCCCUCUGUUUUUCAUUGGAAAAGAAGAAGGUCUGAACAGAAUUGUUCACAGAAAAGUUCUUGAGAGAUUGCUUUCAGAGGAGAGUCAGGACACAGCACCAGACUGGACUCAUAACUGGAGACAUGAGAACAUUUUUGAAAAUCCAAAGGUCCAAGAGAUUCUUCGGAAAGUUGAAGGGGAGGUACAGAACUGCAGAGUGUACGCAAAUGUCAGAGACACAAAGAUUGAAGUGGAAGUCCAUCUGGAAAAAAUGCUCUGGAGACCACGCCGAGUUUCCUUUUAUCUUGGAUUCACCAUCAGAGGUCCUGUUGCCUUUGGUAUCCAGACCGAAACUCCAGACCAAGGGAUGGAUUCUUCUGGUCUCUCGGGUGGCGCGGUUGUGCCCUCCUUCCUCCACUAUAGUUGCAGUUCAGGUAUGAAAUGGUUGCUUUUUGUCUCUCUGCCUCUUCUUGUGUCUGUUUAUCAGCAUUUUGUGGAUGUGCAUCGCAUAGCUCUGAUUGACAGAGUCAAAGACACCAAACACAUCCUGGACAAGCUCUUGGAUAUGAAGAUCAUCUCAAGCGAGACUAACGACGAUCUCAGAGCCAUAACAAAGCUGGGGGCGGGGAGCCGCCUGGGCCAGGAAUUACCCGCCGGGCGAACUGUGGUGUUCCGAGGACGACCGAUCAGCGUGAGCGAGAAUCAGCCGCAGAAGCUCCCAGCCACCUGGAUCCGUGAAGUCCACGAGCCCGGCGAUCAGACGGAAAGGCCGCACGUUCCGACGGACGGAACCGGCUCCGUGCGCAGCGAGGCAGCGUGA